AUGUCACUGGAUAUACUAGCUGAAUCCAUACUUCAUCAACGAGAUCCAUCAAGAUUGUCAAACUCACAACAUUCCAACGCGUCCUCAUCAACCACCCGGCAACCAACAAAUCGCACAUCAAUUGCGACAAAUAAUUACACACAGGUAUAUCGUGUAUCAACAACAACAGCAGCAGCAGCAGCAGCAGGAGGAGGACUUAAGCGUGCUAGACAUAGUGAAGAUUCAGAUGAUCCAUUCAAAGACAAGUCACAAGGCAACACCAAAGCUGAUCCAAAUGACUUCAAAUUGCUGCAGCAUAGCUUUAACAAAUCAUUUCUAAAGAAUCAGAACCUACUAAACUCACCUGGAGUUCGAUCGCAAGAGGUUCAUGUAUCUCAUUCACAGCUCUAUCAAGGCUCAUUACAAGACCUGUACCAGCAGCAGCCACAUCGUCAUCAUCAGCAUCAACAACAGCAACAACAGCAACAACAACAGCAACAACAACAACAGCAGCAACAACAACAACAGCAGCAACAACAACAACAGCAGCAGCAACAACAACAACAACAGCAACAGCCAAAACACAUUGUGUCUUCGGCAUCUCAAAUACAGCGACCACUAGCUCCAUUCCAGGAAAAAUCGUAUGUGGUGGAACAGCAACAAGAAGAAGAUGAAGACGAAGUUUCCCUUGAAGUCCUUGAAGAUAUGCAUAAACUUGAGCAACAUUUCCCCAUAUUGGCCACUGAUUAUAGAUUGAUAGACAAAAUAGGUGAAGGUACGUUUUCCACCGUAUACAAAGCAGAGGCAAUCAACGGCAGAAUCAGACUCAAUAGUGACGUUUGGAAAUCACCCCCUUUAAAAAAACACAAGACUGCCAUGGGUGAUGCCGCAUUGACAAAGAUAAAGAAGAGAAAGAAUGCUAUUGUUGCUUUAAAGCAAAUUUAUGUCACGUCAUCACCAAACAGAAUAUUCAAUGAGUUGAAUUUGCUUUACAUGCUUACUGGUAACUCAAGAGUUGCUCCGUUGUUGGAUGUUUUGCGUCACCAAGAUCAAAUAGUGGCUAUAUUGCCUUAUUACCAUCAUUAUGAUUUUCGUGAUUUCUUCCGUGAUUUGCCUGUCAAGGGAAUAAAGAAGUAUAUGUGGGAACUUUUUCAAGCUUUGGAGUAUGUUCACAGUAAAGGAAUUAUUCAUCGUGAUUUGAAACCAACAAAUUUCCUUUACGAUCCAUUCAAAGGACGUGGCGUUUUGGUCGAUUUUGGAUUAGCUGAAAAGCAAGCUACGCAAUUGACGUCCAAUUCUUCUUCCUCUACAUCGACCAGCUGCCCUUGUUUGUCGAAAGAGUCCCUUGUUACCAACAAAUCUUUAUCGAAAAGAAUGUACGUGAAAGGUGCAUACCCCAAAUCCGAUAAUCGACCACCAAGAAGAGCCAACAGGGCUGGUACUAGGGGGUUUAGAGCACCUGAAGUUUUGUUUAAAUGCACAAACCAAACUACCCAAAUUGAUAUUUGGUCAGCAGGAAUCGUUGGGUUUUCGUUGUUAACUCGUAAGUUCCCUUUGUUCAAUUCGCCUGAUGAUACUGAUGCCAUCUUGGAAUUGGCAUGGAUUUUUGGAUACGAGAAAUUGGUCAAAUGUGCUGAGUUACAUGGGUGUGGGUUGGAAAUCUCCAUUAAUCAAUUGCAUAAAACCAAUGGCAAUUUGAUCAAGAUUUUGUACGAUUUCUUGAAAACCGAGGUUGACAAUGACAGUGUCCCUGAGGAUAGUGUCAUUUUUGAUACUUUGAAUCUAUUCAACUCAACUGGGGAAAAGUUUAUUAGGCCUACAUAUACUGAGGAACCCAAUAUAUCUCAAGAUGAACGCAAUUUGAUGAUUGAUGAGUUUAAAAAGGAAAUGGAAGAUUACAAGGAUCAUAAGUAUUUAAUGGAGUUGUUGUAUUCGUGUUUCAGAUUGGAUCCAACAAAGAGAUUAACUGCAAAGGAAAUACUCAGGUUGCCAUUUUUCCAUGAGUUGUCUCCCUUGGAUAAAGAUGAAGAUAUAUUAUUCUAA
Molecule: messenger RNA, 2022 nt
Organism: Lodderomyces parapsilosis
Lineage: Eukaryota; Fungi; Ascomycota; Pichiomycetes; Serinales; Debaryomycetaceae
Gene: CDC7
Product: serine/threonine protein kinase
Exons: 1
Coding region: 1-2022 (673 amino acids)
Biological process (GO): protein phosphorylation; mitotic DNA damage checkpoint signaling
Cellular component (GO): nucleus
Molecular function (GO): protein serine/threonine kinase activity; ATP binding
Source: RefSeq, a predicted model, not a curated record